CAUCGCUCGUGCUGCCACAGGAGCUGUCAAUGAUCGGGAAGCAUCAUGGCAGGGAUGGAGCUCGCACCGUUCAGACCGUGGGAUGAUUUUUUCCCUGGUGUUGACCGAUUCUCCAGACCUGACGUGUCUGAUUUAAGCAAAUGGAAUAACAGAGUGAUCAGCAAUCUGCUUUAUUAUCAGACCAACUACUUUGCAGCCGCUAUCGUCGUAAUUCUGAUUGUCGGUUUCAUGAACCCGCUGGGCAUGUUUCUUGGUGGAGCGGUCGUGGCUCUGGUCUUCAUGGGCUCUGUGUGGGCAGGAGAGAAUAAAGCCGUGAUCAAGAACUUCAAGAAGAAAAACCCCACUCUGUUUGUUGUGGGCGUCAUGGGAAUCAGCUACUUCCUGUUGUCCUUGUGUGGAGGAGUGAUGGUGUUUCUCUUUGGUAUCACAUUCCCAAUGCUCUUGAUACUGAUCCACGCUUCUCUGAGACUUCGCAGCAUGAAGAACAAGUUGGAGAACAAGAUCGAGGGCGUUGGCCUGAAGAAGACACCCAUGGGAGUCAUACUGGAUCUCCUGGAUCAACAAGAAGAAAAAAUCAACAAAAUCCAGGAUUUCUUGGAGAGUAAGCUGAAAGAUUGAGCAUGAACCACUUCAGUGUCAACUAUAUCCAGCCACUCUUUCUUCUUGAGUUGUUUUUUGUUUGUUUUGGUCUUGGUUUGACAGCCAAAUACCAAAAUGGAAAUAUCUUUUAAAUACCAAAGUACGACUAAGUUCCAAACGCAUACAUGUUUGUCACGUCACAUCACCAGAAAGUAUGAUUGGAACUGUUGACGAUGCUGUUGUUUAGUUCUUGCUAGUCUGUCAAACUCUUGUCCUGGCUAGACGUCCUAAACUCAUUCCCAAUGUGUAUAUGCAGCUUUCUUUUGACAUUUUGUCUAUUAUUGUUUUUAUACAGAAUGAAUUAGCAUAAAAGUGUAUGCUUUGUAAAGCUUGAAUAGAUUUCUAUAGACAGAGUCACUGAAAGCACUUUGAAAUAUUGUAGAUUUGGUUAUAAUCCUUAUUUUUCCCCUAUGGCGAAAUGAUCAUCGUUCUUCUAUUGCACAUCUGUAAAAGAAAUGAAAUGUUUCAUAAUCCGAGCUGAUAUGACAUAUGACGGAUGAGUGUGUAUUUAUUGCAUCCCUUGCCAAAUUGCAUGUUUCUUUUUUGGCUAAUGCAAGCUUUGCAGUGAACAAACAUUUACAUGCUUCUGAACUUAAUGCACAAGUACUGUUUGUUUGCUGGUUUGAAUAGAUUUAAUAAAGGUGGAAUGUGGAAAAGUUUGGGCAUGAUAUGAAUCAGUACAAAAUAAACACCCCCUUUGGCAGAAA
This is a messenger RNA of Labeo rohita (rohu), 1346 nucleotides long. RefSeq names its product ADP-ribosylation factor-like 6 interacting protein 5b (gene arl6ip5b). Gene Ontology annotation, cellular component: membrane. The record is from RefSeq and is a predicted model, not a curated record. Gene Ontology annotation, biological process: negative regulation of transport. NCBI's taxonomy places the organism in Eukaryota, Metazoa, Chordata, Actinopteri, Cypriniformes, Cyprinidae. The transcript has 3 exons. The coding region runs from base 46 to 618 and encodes 190 amino acids.